AUGAGUCUUUCAAAGACGAAGAUUAUGAAAGAUAUUAAAUUUCAAAUGUCGCUCGAUCUCUAUGAGCAUUGCACGGACGAUUUGAAAAUUAAAAUGGAUCCAUACCGUACCAAAAUGAAUGAAAUGGAAGAGAAGGAAAAGAAUGCAAUUAAGAAACGCGGAAAAGCCGCAACUGUAAAGCCUCCAAAUCCAGACGAUGACCCCGAUAUGUACGAGCCUUAUUGGUUCCCCGAUGAUCUUGGAUCGAAUAAUACCGGCAAAUAUCAACUCCUGGGUGUACUAACCCAUAAGGGUCGUGGCAAUAGUGGUCAUUAUGCCACUUGGGUAAAACGCCAUGGCGACUGGUUUUUAUUGAACGAUUCAAAAGUUAGCUCGGUAACAGAGGAUGAUAUCUUGAAGCUUUCAGGUGGUGGUGAAUAUCAUUCUGCAUACAUUCUGCUCUAUGGACCCGCUAGAAUAAGGACAUCAGUUCCGGAAGCAGAAGAAGAAAUGGAAGUUGAUCCUGCUAAAUGA
Messenger RNA from Rodentolepis nana, 513 nucleotides. The record is from the annotation of a GenBank genome assembly. NCBI's taxonomy places the organism in Eukaryota, Metazoa, Platyhelminthes, Cestoda, Cyclophyllidea, Hymenolepididae.